This is a messenger RNA of Ruditapes philippinarum (Manila clam), 1792 nucleotides long. RefSeq lists its product as uncharacterized. NCBI's taxonomy places the organism in Eukaryota, Metazoa, Mollusca, Bivalvia, Venerida, Veneridae. Gene Ontology annotation, cellular component: mitochondrial outer membrane. The transcript has 9 exons. The coding region runs from base 277 to 1779 and encodes 500 amino acids. Gene Ontology annotation, biological process: mitochondrial protein catabolic process; mitophagy by internal vacuole formation. The record is from RefSeq and is a predicted model, not a curated record.
UGCUUACUUAUGCAGUAGUAUAAUUUAUUUUAGCACACAUGGAAAUACAUUGUGUUUAUCAUGCUGUACCCCGGUUUAAUGUCUUAAAUUUCAAUAAACGAUACCUUUAUAACGACAAUUCAUAUAGUUAACUUCUUAUACCACCGAAUCAAAUAUUCAAAGUACAAGGUGAUUUACUACCUGAGUAGCUAUCAAUGUAGUUGUUUCCCUUACUUAUAUUAAACCUUCCUGGUUGGGAAACAUUUAUUCCACUGUUUAAAUUUAAAACAGGACAUUAUGUGGAAAUAUGGCUAUAGUAGAGAUGAUCAGGCAUCCAGCAGCGUCGCCUUUCAGAAGAAAUACGAUCUUGAUGUAGAUGACAUACGUAUACGUGCUAAACUUAUAUAUGAAGCCUCGAAAAAUCUCUCAAAGGAGCAAAAAAACAUCCACAGAAAGAGAAAUAAAAGUAAAGGCAGCAAACAACUACAAAAAUGCAUGGGAAAUUAUGAUGAAGGACUGCGUGAAAUUAGAGAAGAACUGGGGGAGAUCAGUUAUAUUGUAAAUGAAGACAAUGAUGAUAAAGGCUUUAACAGCAGAAAUGAAUACGAAAGAUCAGCAUCAUUAAAUGCCCCGAAAAAGAAGAACCGAAAAGAUCUGUCUGAUACCUUCACGAGCGGCGCAGCUACGGAAUGUUUUCGAUGUCUUUCAAAAGAAACGAAAAUUCAAGACCUUGAAUUGAAAUUAAAGAGAACCGAGCGGAGCUCUCAGCAGAACAUAAUGCAACUCACUGAAACGCUGGACGAUCUCCAAAGACGGCAUGACAAACUGGAACAGAGAUUCCGUGAAGAAGUACGCUUAAAAGAUGAUGCCCUGCAAAGGUUAAGUAAAGCUGCUUCAUCUAAAUUACGUGAUAAUAAUCCGAACAUAACGGAUCUCAGUGAUCAGAACCGACCUACAAAAGUGGCCGAGAAAUUGUCCGAGCUGUAUGAUAACCAAUGGACAGAUGCGUUUGACAUUUUAGAACAUCAAAUGGAAGAGAAACAAGUGAUUCAAACAUUAUUAAAGAUUUUAAUGACAGCAUAUACUACUUGUCAGGAUCUUUCGAGCAGACAUUUCUUCGAAAGGGUCCAAAAAGCUAUUGAACUACCGACAGAGGUGGCUGAAAUAUCGAAUUACCAAGUUGUCUUAUCAGACCAGUUUAAACAAGAAAUAAAAGAAUUCCGAAAGAAUCGUGCCCCAUUUGUUAUACGUGAUGUUGAAAAGGCUGUGCGACCAAGACUGCCGCUGGCCAAACAUCAGUCAAAAGACGUGCAGGACUAUGUUACAGCAUGCGUAGAGAUUGCAUGGUUGUGCGCUGUGCAAGAUCCCCCAUUGAAGCUUGAUGCACAAUUUACAGACAAAUUUGAAACCAACGUAUUAAAAGAUUAUACAAAACGCGGAGAAUUUGUUGACUUUGUGGUAUGGCCUGCAAUGUUUCUUCAUAAGGGCGGGCCUCUUCUUUCCAAAGGUGUUGCUCAAGGAAGAUGUGGUAAUCAGCCUCGUGAAGUACCUGAUCGUCCUAUUUCGGUUGAUACAAGGAAAGAUGGAUACAACACCCAAACAGGCACAAACACCCACAGACAUUUCUCAAACCAACAAACAGAACAAUAUCACUAUCGUGACCAUCAAUCGCACCAGAGACCGGACAAUCGUAACCAACAUAACUACAACAAAUCUAAAACGAUGUAUGCGCCGAGAACAAAUGCACCAAAUGACUAUGGCCACAGACAAAGGUAUCCCACCCAUUCAACAGAAAUUUAACAUUUGUCCAUCA